AUGGACUUCUCUCCCACCGUCGUCGACCUCAUGAACCAACGCCACGCCGAGGUAAAAGGAAUAGAAUGGAAGCUUAUGGACGUACGUGAUAUGGUCGGCGUUGCUGACAAAUCUGUCGGCGUUGCCUUCGACAAGGGGACAUUGGAUGCCAUGAUACACGGUAGCCCUUGGAACCCUCCGGAAACAGUCAAGGAGAAUACUAGUGGAUAUCUUUACGAAAUUUAUCCAGUACUGAAAGAUGGUGGCGUCUUUCUGUAUUUCACUUUCAGACAACCACAUUUUAUGAAACCGCUUUUAAAUCCACGGAGCGUAUGGGAUAUGGAUAUACAGGUCCUCAACGACUCUGGCCCCUUUGAUUACUACGGAUACAUGCUUCACAAGGAAGGGAAACGGUAG
Molecule: messenger RNA, 396 nt
Organism: Metarhizium brunneum ARSEF 3297
Lineage: Eukaryota; Fungi; Ascomycota; Sordariomycetes; Hypocreales; Clavicipitaceae
Gene: SET1
Product: lysine methyltransferase 4
Molecular function (GO): S-adenosylmethionine-dependent methyltransferase activity
Source: RefSeq, a predicted model, not a curated record